Messenger RNA from Entrophospora sp. SA101, 1438 nucleotides. Lineage: Eukaryota; Fungi; Glomeromycota; Glomeromycetes; Entrophosporales; Entrophosporaceae. The record is from the annotation of a GenBank genome assembly.
UAUGAAUCUUUUAAAAAAAUAUGAAAAUUUCAUUUUAACUAAUGCAUCACAAAUAAGCUCAAUUGAAAGUUCUUUAAAAACUUUAACUUAUGUUUUACCUGGUCGAUUUGCUGAUGCUGAAUUUGCUUCGGAAGCAUAUUCUUCAAAAACAUACCAAUACUCUUCAUUUGCUUUAACAUUAUUACAAAAUACUGAAGUAUUAUUGGAAAUGGGAAUACAAAAGAAGUUGGGCAAAGAAGUUAAAUGGAAAUAUAUUGGAAUUAUUAGUGAAUUGUUAUACAUUAUUAGACCAUUAAUAUAUGUUCUUACUCUUCGAAAAUAUGGAAAUAAAUCAUGGAAACCUUGGCUGUUGUCCAUAAUCAUAGAAGUAUAUACUAGAAUUCUUACUAAUUAUUUUCAUAAAAAAAUCUCAGACGGAUCUCAUCGAUUAACAAGUGUAGAAAAGGAUGAAGAAAAAAGAAGAAUAAAACAAUUAUUUUUGUAUAUUUUAAGAGGACCUUUCUACGAAAAAAUUACAAGACCAAAAAUUGAUAAAAUUUGUCAGUCUGUUGGUAAUAAACCAAUCCUAUCAUUAUUUGGUGGUAUUUUAAGAGAUUAUCAACCUAUAUGGGAAAAUGUUUAUUUCUACAAAAACACCGACACUUCAAAUAAAUCAUCACAACAACAAUCACCAGAAGAAAAAAGAAGUCAAAUAGAUCCUGAAAUAAUUGAUUAUAUUUUGGGUAAAAGCGAUGCUGUUUAUAUGAAAGAGGCAAUUGAAGUAAUAUCUAAUACUGAAGAAACUAUUGAGAAUAGAAAGAUCGCGUUUGAUAAUUUAGAAAUGCUUGUAGAACAAAUUGAUAACGCAGUUAAUAUAGAAAAUAUGAAUUUAUGGCCAAAGUUAAUUUCGUUUCUUUCACUUCCUGAAGUUCCACUUAGAAUUCUUGCAGUUUGGGUAUGUGGAACUGCUGUACAAAAUAAUCCCAAAGCUCAAAAGGCUUUUGCAGAGCAUGGUGGAAUUAAAGUUAUUUUGGAUAUUUUAAAUAAUCUUGAUGAAGAUUUGGAAGUAAAAAGUAAAGCUUUAUAUGCUAUAUCAGGAGCAAUCAAACACUUUAAAUCAGGAUUAGAACAAUUUGAUAAAUAUAACGGAUACGAUACUUUAUUAUUUUUAUUAAAAUCAUCUGAUAAACCAACAGUUGUUGCUAACAGAAUAGAAGAAAAAGGUUUGGCAAAACAAAUGAUUAAAUUGUUGAAAACUUUUGGAGAAAAGGAUGGAGAUUUAGCUGAGAAGAUCUUGAAGGUAUUACUCGCUGAAUUUUUAUAUUCUUCAAAAUUGAUUAGUCAAGAAGGAAUCAAAGAAUUAAAAGAAGUUUUACCUGAAAUUAAAAGGAAAUACGGUGAAGAUACAUUAAGUACUGAAGAAUGGAUAGAGUUAGAAAAACAAAUCGAUAAAUUAUAA